AUGUUGAACAAAAAGUGGCGAUCUAUACACAAUUCGCGUCGAAAAAGCAGCAACAACACGAAUGUGCCGUCAGCGCCAGUGGACCGCUGCUCGAAACGAACACAGCUUCUUCUUCGUGUGCACGUUUGGCACGUUUUUUUCCGCAUCGAGUCGUUCAAUCACUGCCAGCCAACACUGGCGGCAGCGCAGCGUUUCGCAGGCGAUGUCUCACGUGCGUCAGCACUUUUCGCAUGCGUCAUAUUUCUUCUCGAAGGGGAAAAGCACAUUCCGCAUGAUGAUGAUGCGCUUUCGAAUGCGAAGACAAUAAAGAAACUUGAGCCAGUCUUGUGA
Molecule: messenger RNA, 330 nt
Organism: Necator americanus (New World hookworm)
Lineage: Eukaryota; Metazoa; Nematoda; Chromadorea; Rhabditida; Ancylostomatidae
Exons: 1
Coding region: 1-330 (109 amino acids)
Source: RefSeq, a predicted model, not a curated record